Trypanosoma brucei brucei TREU927 is the source of this 1380-nucleotide messenger RNA. Its product is annotated as SLACS reverse transcriptase, putative. NCBI's taxonomy places the organism in Eukaryota, Euglenozoa, Kinetoplastea, Trypanosomatida, Trypanosomatidae. The transcript has a single exon. Bases 1 to 1380 code for a protein of 459 amino acids. The record is from RefSeq and is a predicted model, not a curated record.
AUGACUCGCAGCAAAGAAUCCAACAAGCACUUUACGGCGUAUCUACUCGAUAUCAUGGUACCAGCAACACCAGAUAAGCUACAACAUGCUUACAAGACGAUAGCCCAACAGAUAGAGAAACUCGGAAUCGUCAACAAUGCGGACAAAACCGAGGUCCUCGAACUGACUGGGGACACAGGCUUUGGGACAGCGGUGAAGGCGUGUGCGCGAGUUCUUGGAGCGUACGUGGCCCCGGAUCCAAUGAGCGAGGAGAUUCGGGAGGGGGUGAAGAAGGUGAUGGAAACAGACCGCCUCUUCAAGGCAAUCGUGGAGCUACCCCUCUACAACAGGACACGAUGGAGGAUUCUGGCGAUGUCGGCAAUGCCAAGGAUCACAUUCCUGUUGCGGAACCACGAUAUGCAACACACACACCGGGUGGCUUCCUGGUUCGAUGAGAGGACCACCCAGGUAAUGGAGCAUAUUCUCGGGCAACCCAUGACCGAAAGGGCCCGGAAUAUAGCGGCGCUGCCCGUGAGCAUGGGUGGCUGUGGAAUUAGGCGGAUGGCCCAAGUGGCAGAGUACGCCCACCAGUGCGCCGGAGAGAAAGGUCUCCAGCAGAGGAAGACGGAGGAGGCUGACCAAAGACAGCAAGACGACCUCUACGCCACCCUUGGGGGUGCUGAUCGUCAAGUCUUUACAGCCAAUACCGCCGCCGGAGCUGGCAGGCCCCUCACGGAUGCUCAGGUGAGGCUGGACGACGCCACUUUCGGAGUGUACCUGCGGGAACGUUUACUUGUGAGGGUACUACCGGAGGGGGUCAAAUGCCUAUGUGGUGAAGACGCGAGCAAUCACCACAUCCACACGUGCACCAAAGUGCACAAUAAACCCAGGCAGAUGCGACACGACAUCAUUAACAGCGUGUUCGCAAACGGCCUUCGCCUCUGUGGGUUCCAGUGCGCGACGGAACCACGCCUAAAUGAGGUGAGCAAGAGGAGGCCGGACAUCCUCAUUGCGGGGUUGGAUACGUACGCGGUGACGGACAUCACGGUGACGUAUCCAGGGCGCGUGACCGUCGGAAACACCGCCCAAGGUCAGCGCUCAGUAGCUGCGGCAGAUCCAAUGAAAGCCGCAUUGGUGCGCUUCCAGGAAAAGGAGCGCAAGUACAGCUACUGGGCGAUACAAAAUGGACUGGCCUUCGCACCAUUUGUUAUGCUUACAAACGGUGCUAUUUUCGGCAAAAGUCGUGACUGGCUUCGCCGCGUCCUCCGGGGCCAGGACCACCGACUUACGGUAACCACCGCAUUCGACGGGAUAACUGCGGAUGUGGUGGCAGCCGUCCUCCGCGGGAAUGUUCACGUUUACAGUGCGGCAGAGGCAAUGGAGAAAGCCAGAAGGCUCUAA